CGGGACCGAGUAGUGCCGAAGCGAGCCCGAAGAGGGUCGAAUCGGGCCGAAGCGAGCCCGAAGAGCCCCGAAGCAGGGCCGAAGAGGGUCGAAUCGGGCCGAAGCCAGGCCGAAGAGCUCCGAAUCGGGCCGAAGCAGGGCCGAAGAGCCCCGAAGCAGGGCCGAAGCGGGUGAGGGGCAGCCCGGUAGAGCAGCAUCCCCGGCAAGAUGAACGCGGUGCUGGCGGUCCGGCAGUACGUGUCCAAGAUGAUCGAGGACAGCGGCCCCGGCAUGAAGGUGCUGCUGAUGGACCGGGAGACGACCGGGGCCGUGAGCGUGGUGUACACCCAGUCCGAGAUCCUGCAGCGCGAGGUUUAUCUCUUCGAGCGCCUCGACUCGCCCAACAGGGAGCCCAUGAAGCACCUCAAGGCCAUCUGCUUCCUGAGGCCCACCAAGGAGAACGUGGAGCUCCUGGUGCAGGAGCUGCGAAGGCCCAAGUACAGCGUCUACUUCAUCUAUUUCAGCAACGUCAUCAGCAAGAGCGAUGUGAAGGCCUUGGCUGAGGCUGAUGAGCAGGAGGUCGUGGCUGAAGUCCAGGAGUUCUAUGGCGACUACAUUGCAGUGAACCCACACGUCUUCUCCCUGAACCUGCUGGGCUGCUGUCGGGGCCGCAGCUGGGACCCGGCUCAGCUCACCAGGACGACCCAGGGGCUCACUGCCCUGCUGCUGUCCCUGAAGAAGUGCCCCAUGAUCCGCUACCAGCUCUCCUCAGAGCCAGCAAAGCGCUUGGCCGAGUGCGUGAAGCAAGUGAUCACGAAGGAGUACGAGCUGUUUGAUUUCCGGCGCACCGAGGUCCCUCCCCUGCUCCUCAUCCUGGACCGCUCGGACGAUGCCAUCACCCCCCUGCUGAACCAGUGGACAUACCAGGCCAUGGUCCACGAGCUGCUGGGCAUCAACAACAACCGCAUCGACCUGUCGCGGGUGCCAGGGAUCAGCAAGGACCUGCGCGAGGUCGUGCUGUCAGCUGAGAACGAUGAGUUCUAUGCCAAUAACAUGUACCUGAACUUCGCUGAGAUUGGCACCAACAUCAAGAACCUGAUGGAGGAUUUCCAGAGGAGGAAGCCAAAGGAGCAGCAGAAGCUGGAGUCCAUAGCAGAUAUGAAGGCCUUUGUGGAGAACUACCCUCAGUUCAAGAAGAUGUCAGGCACAGUGUCCAAGCACGUGACAGUGGUGGGGGAGCUCUCCCGGCUCGUGGCCGAGCGGAACCUGCUGGAGGUGUCAGAGGUGGAGCAGGAGCUGGCCUGCCAGAGUGACCAUUCCAGUGCCCUCCAGAGCGUGCGGCGGCUGCUGCAGAGCCCGCGGGUUUCGGAGCUGGACGCGGCGCGGCUGGUGAUGCUCUACGCGCUGCGCUACGAGCGCCACGCCAGCAGCGGCCUCCCGGCGCUCCUGGAGGAGCUGCGCGGCCGCGGAGGCAGCGACAGGUACCGCAAGCUGGUGUCUGCCGUGGUGGAGUACGGAGGGAAGCGGGUCCGAGGCAGUGACCUGUUCAGCCCCAAGGAUGCCGUGGCCAUCACCAAGCAGUUCCUCAAAGGCCUGAAGGGCAUUGAGAAUGUGUACACCCAGCACCAGCCCCUGCUCCAGGAAACCCUGGACCAGCUCAUCAAGGGAAAGCUCAAGGACAGCCAGUACCCCUACCUGGGCCCCAACACACUCCGGGACAGGCCUCAGGACAUCAUUGUGUUCCUCAUUGGAGGGGCCACCUACGAGGAGGCUCUGGCUGUGUUCAACCUGAACCGCUCCAACCCCGGCGUCCGCAUCGUCCUGGGUGGGACCACCAUCCACAACACCAGGAGCAGCUUCCUGGAGGAGGUCACAGCCGCAGGAUUCCGCGGUCGAAGCGCUGACAGCUCCCAAGUCCCACCAAGGUCCAGCAGCCGACGGUGAAUCCUGAAGGAAUGAAAGGAAUUAAUACUUUUUUUUGCACAUUCAGAGCAGAGCAGAGCAGGAUGUUCCUGCCCUGCAGCUGGAGCUUCCCUUCCACACCCAGCAGGGCAGCGAAUGCUGGAGCUGGCACUAGCCCAACAGCAAGGAUGUGCCCCCUCUGCAGCUCCUCGUUGUCCCCUCACAAACAGCUCCAGGACUGGGAUGGAGAGCCUGGGAAAGCCCCUGAAUCCCUGCAGCUCCUGGCUCUUUGCAGGACACACUGGAUGAGUCCCAUGAGGAGCCCAGCAAUGCUGCUCCACGCAGGGGGAGCAGCUGUGGGGGUGUGGCUGGUGGGCACAGGAGCCCUUUGCUGUUGUCUGUAAAUGUUGAAUCCUAUUAAAUCCCCCACUUUGGCUGAA
Molecule: messenger RNA, 2321 nt
Organism: Passer domesticus (house sparrow)
Lineage: Eukaryota; Metazoa; Chordata; Aves; Passeriformes; Passeridae
Gene: VPS45
Product: vacuolar protein sorting 45 homolog
Exons: 15
Coding region: 208-1923 (571 amino acids)
Biological process (GO): intracellular protein transport; vesicle-mediated transport
Cellular component (GO): Golgi membrane
Source: RefSeq, a predicted model, not a curated record